Messenger RNA from Orycteropus afer afer, 1908 nucleotides. RefSeq names its product TNFAIP3 interacting protein 1 (gene TNIP1). The transcript is spliced from 17 exons. Gene Ontology annotation, biological process: negative regulation of canonical NF-kappaB signal transduction; cellular response to lipopolysaccharide; regulation of transcription by RNA polymerase II. NCBI's taxonomy places the organism in Eukaryota, Metazoa, Chordata, Mammalia, Tubulidentata, Orycteropodidae. Bases 1 to 1908 code for a protein of 635 amino acids. The record is from RefSeq and is a predicted model, not a curated record.
AUGGAAGGGCGAGGACCUUACCGGAUCUACGACCCUGGGGGCGGUGCGCCUCCAGGAGAGUCAUCCGCAGCUUUUGAGCGCCUAGUGGAGGAGAAUUCCCGGCUGAAGGAAAAAAUGCAAGGGAUAAAGAUGUUAGGGGAGCUUUUGGAGGAGUCCCAGAUGGAGGCAUCCAGACUCCGGCAGAAGGCAGAGGAGCUGGUCAAGGAUACUGAGAUGCUCCAGCCAUCCUCUUCCUCUUUGGCCUCGUUUGACCACCUGGCUGAGCUCACAGGAAAGGAUACCAAUGUCCCAGCACCUCCCAUUGAUCCUGCAUAUGCCAGUGACAAGCCAGAGCCAGUCCCAAAACCUCCAUCAAGUGGUACUUCCUCUGAAUUUGAAGUGGUCCCUACUGAGAAGAAUUCUCCGACAGAGAGUGGUGGCAGCUCCAGGAACAUGAUGGAGCUGGGCCCCCUGCCCCAUGAGGACAGCAACCUGAUGCUGCACCUGCAGCGGCUGGAGACCACUCUGAGUGUCUGCGCUGAGGAGCCAGACCACAGCCAGCUCUUCACCCACUUGGGCCGCAUGGCCCUUGAGUUCAACCGGCUGGCCUCCAAGGUGCACAAGAAUGAGCAGCGCACCUCCAUCCUGCAGACCCUGUGUGAGCAGCUUCGGAAGGAGAAUGAGGUCCUGAAGGCCAAGCUGGACAAGGGCCUGGAACAAAGGGAUCAGGCCGCCGAGAGGCUUCGGGAGGAAAAUAUGGAGCUCAAGAAGUUGUUGAUGAGCAGCGGCAACAAAGAGAGUGCUUCUGGGCAGCCAGACUGCCCAAAGAUGGAAGGCACGGGGAAGAAGGUGGUGGCUAGCCAGCAGCAGGCUAGUGUGACAGCAGGCAAGAUGCCAGAGGUGAGCACUUUGGGUGCAGCUGAGAAGAAGGUAAAGAUGCUGGAGCAGCAGCGCAGUGAGCUACUUGAAGUGAACAAGCAAUGGGACCAGCAUUUCAGGUCCAUGAAGCAGCAGUAUGAGCAGAAGAUUACUGAGCUGCGCCAGAAGCUGGCCGAUGUGCAGAAGCAGGUAACUGACCAGGAGGCUGAGCGUGAGCAGAAGCAGCGUGACUUUGACCGCAAGCUUCUCCUGGCCAAGUCCAAGAUUGAAAUGGAGGAGGCUGACAAGGAGAAGCUGGCAACAGAGGCCAGGGAGUUGCGCCAGAAAGUCAAGUACCUGCAGGACCAGCUGAGCCCACUCACUCGGCAAAGGGAGUACCAGGAAAAGGAGAUCCAGCGACUCAACAAGGCCCUGGAGGAGGCACUGAGCAUUCAGACUUCUCCAUCAUCUCCACCAGCAGCAUUUGGGAACCCAGAAGGAACAGGGGCCCUCCUGAGGAAGCAGGAGCUGGUCACUCAGAAUGAGUUGCUGAAACAGCAGGUGAAGAUCUUUGAGGAGGAUUUCCAGAGGGAGCGCAGUGAUCGAGAGCGCAUGAAUGAGGAGAAGGAAGAGCUGAAGAAGCAGGUGGAGAAACUGCAGGCCCAAGUCACCUUGUCGAAUGCUCAGAUAAAAGCAUUCAAAGAAGAGGAGAAGGUGAAAGAAGCCCUCAAACAGCAGAAGAGAAAAGCAAAGUCCUCGGGAGAGCGCUACCAUGUGGACCCCCACCCAGAACACCUCUGCGGGGCCUACCCCUAUGCCUACCCACCCAUGCCAGCCCUGGUGCCACACCACGGCUUUGAAGACUGGUCUCAGAUCCGCUACCCUCCACCCCCUAUGGCCAUGGAGCACCCACCUCCACUCCCCAACUCACGCUUCUUCCAUGUGCCAGAGUAUGCCUGGCAUUCACCUCGUGGAGGGAUACGGAAUCAGAGCUCCCAAGUGAUGGACCCAUCUACAGCCAGGCCUGCAGAGCUAGAGUCCACAAAAAGCGACCGAGAAGGCCCUCAGUGA